UUAUUUAUUUAUUUUUCGUAAUUUUGUACUAAAUAUUGUAAAUAAUAUAUUUGCAUAUGCAUUGAAAUACAUCGUUUAUAGACAAGUUUGUAAUUUUGUUAGUUAAUUUUACAUCACCUGAGCUAAUGAUAGCUGUCACGAGCACACGUGCGCUCCCGUGACGUCACGCACACGCCAACGCUGCUGAACCUCAAGUGGGAUCAGUGGAAAGAGGAUGCUGCUGUCAUUUAGGCCGUUGAUCUCAGUCUCUGUGUUGACUCUGCUAAGCUGGUGCUGGUACAGCUUUAGGAGGAGGAGGAGGAGGACGACAGCUCCUCUCUGGACUAAAGAGAAUGUGUGUUGUUCGGACAGCAGCAGCCCUGUUCACUCCUCCCCUGCUGACUCCAGUAUUUUGGGUGAAAGUGACCUGAACAUGGACCACAGCAUCUCAAGAUCCUCUGAAAUCAAAAAUCUUACCAGCACCAUAUCCAAAAUAGGCCUCACCAAGGGAGUUCGACCCGAGCCAGAAGGAGAAGUAUCUGUUCGUUUCCCUGAGACUCUCCGAACUGAGCAAGAAAAGGACAACAUUGCUGGUGAAGGCCAUCCAGAAUGUGGAGAAGUUAGUGAAGAUGACUCUGGGCUUGAGUCUGAUCCGGUUUGUCUGUCUUCAAACCGCCUUCCCAUCAACUCUCACACUUUAACAGAACAACAGUCAGGUCCUGUCAGCUUGGACAGUCAUGAUGGCAGCAGCCUGUCUGAUCUCUCCCCUGAUAGAGGCCUGAACCUGGAGAACAUGGAGAAGAUCAGUUCUGUUCUGGUCCAACAGGUCAUAGACGCAGUGGCAGAGGACUGGAAAAACCAGGAACCCAGUGAACCACAUGAGCUUGCUAGUGUUUCAAGACCUCCACAGGGUGGAUUUCUAUAUGCUGCUCAAGAAUCAUUCAGCGGUGAUGACGACAGCAGAGUAUCCCUUCAGGACGUGGGCUCAUUCAGGGAAAAACUACUCUGCCAUUUAGGAGCUUCUGUUGGAGAUGAUUCUGGGUGUGGUUCCUGCUUUUCAGAGGAUGCAUCCGGUGUAGAAAGGCUCACCAGAGAGUUGUCUAAGGAGGGCCAAAGGUUUUUGUUGACCCCCACAGAAGCAGACACAGUCAGCAUAGAGAGCAAAAUGACUCCCAGCAUGCUCGGAGUGACAGAGGGAGAGGAGGAGGCCUUGAGAGGUUCAGAUGUUAAAAGCUGCAUUAGUGCUGACGCUCAGGUGAGCAGCUUGGCCCCACCUCCAACCCCACCCAUCAUUCUCUGGGACAUAGAGGUGCCAGCGCAUCUGGUUGGUCGAUUGAUCGGGAAGCAGGGGAAGUUCAUAAACUUCCUGAAGCAGAGCUCUGGAGCAAAGAUCUAUGUCUCCACCCUGCCGUUCACUCAGGAGAUUCAAAUCUGCCACAUCCAGGGCUCACAGCAGCAGGUGGAUGAUGCUCUCUCACUCAUCAGGAAGAAGUUCAAAGAUCUAGAUCUGACUAACUGUGUUCCUCUGCCCUUCCUGCCCAUCACAUCCUGGCUGCUGCUGCCUCAGGAUGUGUUUGUGGAGGUGAUCGUUUCACGGGUAGAGGCUGGUCAUCAUCUGUUCGUUCAGCAGCACAAGCAUCCAUCUAAUCAGGCCCUUCCCACACUUAUACAGCACAUGCAGCUCUGCUACUCUCAGCCAGGAUGUCCCAGCCUGCCCACCCCUGUCGAAGUGGGGGUGGUCUGUGCUGCUCCGGUAACAGGAAGUGGCUGGCAGAGAGCCCAGGUCAUCCAGUAUUACAGAGAGUCUGGAAUGGCUCAUAUCAGAUAUGUAGAUAAUGGAGGUUAUGACACUGUGAACAGCGCCACCCUCAGGCAGAUCAGGUCAGACUUUGUAACGUUGCCAUUCCAGGCAGCAGAGGUUCUGUUGGACAAUAUCACUCCUUUGCCAGGAGAGGAGGAGUUUUCCCUGGAGGCCAAAGCAGCCCUGAAGGAAUUAACUGCAAAUAUGGCCCUAAUCAUCAAGGUGACAGGCAGUCAUGAUGGCCUUCCUCUGGUGCACAUGUGGAAACAGACAGGAGACGAGGUGGUUCUGGUGAACAGAUUACUGGCUGAACGGGGGUUUUGCACCUGGUUUGAGAUGCAGUGAUGUCACAGCUUUUUGCUUAUCCUCUCUUGAUCACCCUUUUGCACAAUAAAUCGUGUAUUCCACUUUGUAUAUUUGUUUGUUGUAUGAAGAUUAUGUUGGAAACCAAAUUUUUGAAGAAUUCUCUUCAAAUGGUUAAUGUUACGCUAUUUGAUGUUAUUUAAAUGAUAAUUGAAUUAAGUUAUUGCCCCAGAAUGCAUUGCAGAGUAAAUCAAAGCUGCUUAUCUGAACACCUGCUAAUAUUGUCUCUAAGAUUUUCUCUUGAAUGCUGAUGGUUUGAUAGGUUGUUAUGCUCAGGUAUUUUGAUAUUGAAGUAUAUAGGUUUUUUGUAGUAUCUUUUUUUUUUUGUUCUGUUUAGAAAUAUUUGUUCUUCUCUUGGUCUUUGUAUUUUGUUUAUUUUCUGUAAGAUAAGGGGUGGGGACAGUGUUAUGCUCUCUGAAUGUAAAGCCUUAAAGAACUCCAGCAGUGAAGAGCAUUAUGAUCCCCUGCUGAACGGUUCAGUGCUCUGUACUCUCAUGCUGACGCUGCCAAACAUUUCACUGCUGCUGAAGUAAAAGAUCUGUGGAUAUCG
Molecule: messenger RNA, 2693 nt
Organism: Sinocyclocheilus rhinocerous
Lineage: Eukaryota; Metazoa; Chordata; Actinopteri; Cypriniformes; Cyprinidae
Product: A-kinase anchor protein 1, mitochondrial-like
Exons: 12
Coding region: 215-2125 (636 amino acids)
Cellular component (GO): membrane; mitochondrion
Molecular function (GO): RNA binding; protein kinase A regulatory subunit binding
Source: RefSeq, a predicted model, not a curated record